Molecule: messenger RNA, 2121 nt
Organism: Prunus persica (peach)
Lineage: Eukaryota; Viridiplantae; Streptophyta; Magnoliopsida; Rosales; Rosaceae
Product: AT-hook motif nuclear-localized protein 22
Exons: 1
Coding region: 812-1750 (312 amino acids)
Biological process (GO): vegetative to reproductive phase transition of meristem
Cellular component (GO): nucleus
Molecular function (GO): minor groove of adenine-thymine-rich DNA binding; DNA-binding transcription factor activity
Source: RefSeq, a predicted model, not a curated record
AGGAGGGCGGUGGGACCCACACACCGCCCAUGCGCACGCUGUCUUACCAAAAACUAAUUGAAGGAGGGUGUCAUCAUCAACUAUCCAUCCAUCCAUCAACCCAUCAAUCCAUGGUACCACAUCAUCGAUCCGAUUAAAUUCCUCCAGACCUAACCCUAAAAUAUUAUAUCCAGCAAGGCACACCAACAACAUAACCCAAAAAUCAAAAAGCCUCUCUCUCUCUCAAAAGUCUUCUCAUCAAUCGAAACCCCAAAAAGCUCAAUUCAUUCAUUCAAUCCCAACAGUUCUAAAACUGACACCACUACCACCUUCUUCCCUUGAGAGGCCAUGGCCAAAAUCCCACAACUCUAAUUCUCUCUCUCUCUCUCUCUCUCUCUUCCUUUCUUAAUUCCUCCCAAUUCUUAACCAAAACCAACUACAAAGUUAAGCAAACUCACUCACAUGAUGAUGAUGAGAAGAGAAGAACAAGAAGAAGAAGAGUAAUUUUGUACAAGGAAGAAAGAUGGUUGAUUCUUCAGCUCUUUCAGCUGAAUAUUUGGUGGGUAUGCCCUAGAAAGACUUUCCCUUUUCCUUCUUUUCAAUUUGGCGAAGAUUAUUAGCCCCAUUCUCUUCCUCACCAAAUACCCAAAAAAAACAGGAAAGGAAAAAAAAGAAAAAAAAGAAAGUAAAUAGAACAAGCCCUCCAUAUCUAUCUCCCUCGAUCCUCAAAUAUCUUUUGUUGUUGGGUUUUGCUUAAUUGCAUAUAUAAGAGCUAGAGAGAGCUAGCUCCUGAGCUCAAAAUUAGGUUUGCAAGAAAAAUAUAGACGCAUAUAUGGAUCCAGUAGCAGCACAUGGGCGUCCACUGCCUCCUCCUUUUCUUUCUAGAGAUCUCCACUUACAUCCUCACCACCAAUUCCAGCACCACCUCCACCACAACAACCACAAUUCCGAAGACGAGCAGAACAGCAGCGGCGGAGGAGGCCUAAUUAGCCGCGGCAUCAAGCGCGAUCGCGACGAGAACACCUCCGCCGCCACCACCUCCUUGGAAGGUAAGGAACUGGGCUCCACCAGUGCCGGGGAGGGCGAGAUCACGAGGAGACCCCGGGGCCGCCCCGCGGGCUCCAAGAACAAGGCCAAGCCCCCCAUCAUCAUAACCCGGGACAGCGCCAAUGCUCUCCGAUCCCACGUCAUGGAAGUCGCCAACGGCUGCGAUAUCAUGGACAGCGUCUCCACUUUUGCCAGGCGCAGGCAAAGAGGAGUUUGCAUCCUCAGCGGCAGCGGAACCGUCACUAAUGUCACUAUAAGACAACCGGCCUCCCCGGGAUCUGUGGUCACCUUACACGGCAGGUUUGAAAUUCUGUCGCUUUCCGGGUCCUUUUUGCCUCCUCCUGCCCCGCCUGCUGCGUCAGGUUUGACUAUAUACCUGGCCGGCGUGCAGGGCCAGGUGGUUGGGGGAGGGGUUGUGGGCCCACUCCUGGCAUCGGGCCCGGUGGUGAUCAUGGCAGCGUCUUUUGGUAAUGCAGCUUAUGAGAGGCUGCCUCUGGAGGAGGAGGAGCCUGCUGCCGCAGGGCAGGUGCAGGGAAGCGGACCCCUCGGGUCUCCCGGGGUUGGUGGGCAAGAACAUCAACAGCAGUCGAUUCAGCAGCAACAACAGCAACUAUUGCAAGAUCCUAAUGCACCGUCGCUUUUUCAUGGGAUGCCGCAAAGUCUACUAAAUUCAUGCCAAUUGCCUGCUGAGGGAUAUUGGGGCACAGCACGCCCUCCUUAUUGACUGACUGAUCGCUAAGCAAGAAAAGAAGCUCACUGUGUUUUUUAUUUUUCUCAAUCUAAGACGGAUGGAUGGAUCCCUCUUUCUUUUUCUUUCUUUUUUUUUUUCUUCAAAUUAAACAUCUUUCGAUUCUUCUUCUUUUAUAAAAUUUAGUUGAUGUUUAAUGAAUUAGUUAAUUAAAGAUGUUGAUUAGUUGUCAUGGAAUUGAUUCAUCUACAUGGGUGUUUGGAUUGAAAAAUUUGAUGGAUUUUGGUGGGGGGGUGUUUGGUUUUACUAGUAGUGGAAUAGUUACUUCCAAUUCACCUCAAGUGAUUGUAGCUAGCUUAGAGAUGAAGCAUCAACAAGUUAUGCAAAAAGGUUGGCAUUCCAUUUCA